Scomber scombrus (Atlantic mackerel) is the source of this 1810-nucleotide messenger RNA. It is a transcript of the gene mrps2, whose product is annotated as mitochondrial ribosomal protein S2. Gene Ontology annotation, cellular component: ribosome; mitochondrial small ribosomal subunit. Bases 34 to 843 code for a protein of 269 amino acids. Gene Ontology annotation, biological process: translation. The transcript has 4 exons. The record is from RefSeq and is a predicted model, not a curated record. NCBI's taxonomy places the organism in Eukaryota, Metazoa, Chordata, Actinopteri, Scombriformes, Scombridae. Gene Ontology annotation, molecular function: structural constituent of ribosome.
GUUGCUGACCUUCCCUGUCGUAAUAAAGCAAGCAUGGCAGCACGGACACUGACGAGAGGAUUAUGGGGGCUACGGCAAUCCAGGGCAGCUGUUAUGGGGUUUCCCUGUGGUGGACAAACUUAUACCACUGCAGCGUCCAUCAAAGUACCCCAAAUCCAGACUGACGACGUUUCAGAAAAAGUGUUGGGCCUCCCACUGCAGAAGCCAGACUUUUUCCGUGUGUCUGAGCUCUUCUCGUUGAAAGACCUAUUUGACGCCAGAGUGCAUCUUGGUCAUAAAAAAGGCUGCAGGCACAGGCUUAUGGAGCCGUACCUCUAUGGCUGCCGUUUGGACCAUGAUAUAAUCGAUCUCGACCAGACAGUGGAGCACCUUCAGCUAGCCCUUAACUUCACCGCCCAUGUAGCGUACCGUGGCGGCGUCAUACUGUUCAUCAGCCGCCGGCGUCAAUUCUGCCACUUGGUGGAGACAACCGCUAAGGACUGUGGAGAGUACGCCCACACACGGUACUGGCAGGGUGGCUUGCUUACCAACGCUCACACCCAGUAUGGUCCAGGAGUUCGUUUACCAGACGCCAUCAUCUUCCUCUCAACUCUCAACAAUGUGUUCCAGCAGCACGUGGCGAUCAGAGAUGCGGCCAAGAUGAACAUUCCCACGGUGGGGGUGGUGGACUCAAACUGCAACCCCAGCCUGGUGACGUACCCCGUGCCUGGGAAUGAUGACACUCCGGUCACCAUGGAGCUGUACUGUCGCUUAUUCAAGAUGACUAUUAACCGAGCCAAGGACAAAAGAAGACAGAUGGAGCUACUGCACGGCCUGUCGGCACCCUCCUCACCAAGCUCAUGACAUUACAUAUUCUUAAAUUAAAGACUUUAAAUAACGCAGUUAAGAGUCCAGACUGUCUGCUGCUUCCCUUCAUCUUGCAUCUGUACUUGGAAAAGAUGGGUUUUUUUCAGGGCCGCAGUGCUGGCUUGUGUCAUGGAUGAAGUUGUGUGUAUGUCACCUAUAAAUGAAUCUCGUUUCUGUGAUAUAUAUGCUAUUGUCUUUCUCAUUUAAUAUAUUUCUUACAGUGUACCUUUUUAAAGUUGCUUUGCAGCUGUGUCCACAUUGUUACUGCUGUGCAACACUGAUACAAGAAUGACUGUUUACAUGGACCGCCAUGUUCUGAUAUUUAACAAUCUCAUUUAGACAGGACUUUGUGUUACUGUUGAAUUCAUGUUAACACUCCUAGGAUGUAGAAUGUAACCUGGAUAAUAACUAAAAUGCCUUACAUGACAGCAGAUCGUCAUGUUUUGCACUAAAUUUCAAACCCAGAUCUAAUAUUCCUGUCAGGUUGCCAUUGUGGUGUAACGCUGAGAUUAUGUUUGUACCAUUUUUGCAAAAAAAUUUACAAGCAGACAGGUUAUUGUUAUUCUCAUAGGAUUCAUAUUUCUACAAUGCACUCUUAAUUAAACAGUGUUUACACAUGGAAUUUAUUCCCACAGGUAAGAAUACGAACACCUUUCCUAAAGGUCUUAAAGAUAAAAAAGCUGUGUUGAUAUAUUUUAGAAAAUCACUGACGGUUUGAAUUCUGUAAAAGGUAAUAUUCCGGUCUCAUUUUUUUCACAGGUUCGGUGGUUGUCCAAUCUAACAUGUUUGGUUCAGCUCUGAUCUUUCUCAAAGGCAGCAUAAAAUAUUAAAUAUAAAGGCAAUGAAUAUACAUGAUGGAAUCCUAUUUACUGAAAAAGUCUGAGAUUGAGCAAUGUACAUUAUAAAAUUUUAUUAAGUCUUCUAUAAGUCUUCUAUAACUUCUCUCACCUGUUGUGUAAUGAAA